CAUCGAUAUGGUGUUUAGGCUUCUGGGUCCUUCGUCUGUAAUCCAUCGUCACACCAAAUCAAUCCCACUCUUAAUCCGAAGAUUCUCCUCCCUUCCCUCAACUCGAAAAGACCCCGACCUCGAAUCCGCUCUCACACGCAACAAGAGAUGGAUAAUCAACAGCCGUCUCAAAAACAUCAUCCUACGCUGUCCCAACCAAACCGCACCAGUCAAGUUCCUACAAAAAAAGUUCAAAAGCCUCGACCUUCAGGGAAAAGCCUUGAACUGGGUCAAGAAAUAUCCUUGCUGUUUCGACGUUUAUCUCGAGGAGGAGGACAAUGAGUAUUACUGCCGUUUAACCAAGCCCAUGAUGGCUCUUGUGGAAGAAGAAGAGGUUGUUAAAGAGGCCCAAGAGGGUGUUUUGGCGGGUAGGCUUGCGAAGUUGCUUAUGAUGAGUGUUGAUCAGAGACUUAAUGUUGUGAAGCUUAAUGAGUUGAAGAGGAGUUUUGGGUUUGGUGAUGAUUAUGUUGUUAGGAUUGUGGGGAAGUAUGGUGAUUUGUUUCGGUUGGUUAAUUAUAGUGGGAGGAAGAGUUCGUUGGAGAUUGAGCUUUUGUCUUGGAAGCCUGAGUUAGCUGUUUCCGCUGUGGAAGUAAAGUGUGGGUCUGAGGAGGUUUGCUUCUCUUGCUCCUUGCCGACCACGUGGACUAACCCGUGGGAGAGGUUUUUGGAGUUUAAUGCGUCUCCUUACGUAUCACCGUAUCAAGAAGGUAAGGAUCUUGUUGUGGAGGGUGAGAAGGAGAGUGAGAAGAGGAGCGUUGGUUUGGUUCAUGAGUUGCUGUCGUUGACGCUGUGGAAGAAGAUGUCGAUGGUGAAGCUGAGUCAUUUCAAGAAGGAGUUUGGGUUGCCUGAGAGGCUGAACGGUAUGCUUUUGAGACAUCCGGGGAUAUUCUAUGUUUCUAAUAAGUAUCAGGUUCACACUGUGGUUCUUAGGGAAGGCUAUGAUGGGUCAGAGUUGAUUCAGAAAGAUCCGCUUGUUGUUGUGAAGGAUAAGUUUGGGGAACUGAUGCAGCAAGGGUUGUAUGAGUAUAAUCGGAGAAGAUAUUUGGCUAAUCUGGAGAAGAAGAGAGAGAAGGGUAUUGAAUCUGUGAAGUCUGUGGUGAGAAAGAGAGACAUGAUUGACCAUGGGGAUGAUGUUGAUGAUGAACAAAAGAACCAUGGGGAUAGACCAGGUGGUAUGUUUGAUCCAGAAGAAAGAAAAAGGUUCUAUCAGAUUCUUUUCAGUGACUCCCAAUAGAGAGCAUUUUGGUAAAAGUUGAAACAUUAUGCGCUGAGGAAUUGCUAAAACUGCAGUGACUCUUGGGACAGACAGCUUGUUUUUCCCAUGUGAAUUUAGAGCAUAUUGUGAUAUCGAUAGCUUAACGCAAAAGCACAAUGUCUCAGAUAUGGCAAGUUCAGAUGAUACAGCCGCAUUGGAACAUAGACAAACACACAUAUCAUGUCUUGUUGUGUUUAUAGAGAAAGAAGUAAAAGAAGGCAUGAGACGUGGAUAGGUCGUGAGAGUGAAAGAGACCACUUGAGUUAUGAAGAAGAUAAACAUUUUUGUAGACCAAAUAACCUACUGUUAAUGCUUUCCCUUACUACCAAGGCAACUCUAUAGUUCCCUGUUUUCUUAAUUCUCAAAUGCUCAUUUUUGUUCUCUUGUUUUAAACACUUUUCUUUGAAAAUACUGUGAACCAAAAGAUUUGGUUUUCUAAUCAUAGUUUGUGUAGAGAAUACUUUAUACCGAUACUCUUU
Messenger RNA from Eruca vesicaria subsp. sativa (arugula), 1773 nucleotides. Lineage: Eukaryota; Viridiplantae; Streptophyta; Magnoliopsida; Brassicales; Brassicaceae. The record is from the annotation of a GenBank genome assembly.